This is a messenger RNA of Adineta steineri, 1026 nucleotides long. Lineage: Eukaryota; Metazoa; Rotifera; Eurotatoria; Adinetida; Adinetidae. The record is from the annotation of a GenBank genome assembly.
AUGUUUCUUAAUCAAACUAUUUACUCAGUUGCUAAUCCAACAGCAGUAGCAGUCGUGGAUGUGAACAGUGAUAACAAACCCGAUAUUGUUGUUGCGAACUAUGGUGCGAACACCGUCAGCAUUCUUCUUAACUUAGGUGGCGGCACCUUUAAUGUUCACUCUACUUACUCAGUUGAUAAUAAUCCAGAAUCAAUAGCAGUCGUCGAUCUGAAUAGUGACAACAAACCAGAUAUUGUUGUUGGAAAUCUUCUUGCGAGCACCAUCAGUGUUCUUAUCAACGCAGGCAGCGGCAAUUUUAAUGCUGAAACUAGUUACUCAGUUGGUACUAACCCAACAUCAGUAGCAGUUGCCGAUGUGAACAGCGACAAUAAACCCGAUAUCGUUGUUACGAACUAUGGUGCGAACACCAUCAAUGUUCUUCUCAACACAGGCAGCGGCACCUUUAAUACUCAAAAUACUUACUCAGUUGGUAUUCACCCAGAGUCAGUAGCAGUUGGCGAUGUGAAUAACGACAAUAAAUCCGAUAUUGUUGUUGCGAACGGUGGUUCGAGCACGGUUGGUGUUCUUCUCAAUACAGGCAACGGCAUCUUUAAUACUCAAACGAAUUACACAGUUGGUAGUAGCCCUCAAGUAGUAGCAGUCGUCGAUGUAAAUAGCGACAAUAAAUCCGAUAUUAUUGUUGUAAAUGUUGGUUCGGGUUCAGGCACUGUCGGCGUUCUUCUCAACACAGGAAAUGGUACCUUUAAUGCUCAAACCACUUACUCAGUUAGUAAUGAACCUCAAGCACUAGCAGUCGUCGAUGUAAAUAACGACAGUAAACCCGAUAUUGUUGUUGCAAACUAUGGUUCGAACAACGUCGGUGUUCUUCUUAACACAGGCACUGGCACCUUUAAUGCUCAAACUACCUACACACUUGGCUAUGCCCCUCAAUCAGUAGCAGUGGUUGAUGUGAAUAGUGACAAUAAACCUGAUAUUAUUGUUACAAGCGAGAUUUCGAGCAUUGUCAGUGUUCUCUUGCAUUCUUAA